AUGUCUUCCACCACACCUAAAAGGCAGCUUGUGGCAUCCAACCAGAAGGUGAUCCAGUAUAAGGCGACAAGUGGGUUUAUCUUUCAGAUCUUCAUCAAAUCCAAACUACUACCGUCACAAAUCAGCAUCUCUGAACUGAUGUCCUGCCCACUGACUGUGACUCCAUACUCCAUCUCAACAGUUGCUGGAUUCUUUGCAAAAAACAAUAAAGCACAGGGGAUGAACCUCAUGAUUAAAGAUGCUGAGAAUGUGGAGCUCCCCGCAGCUAGUCAGUGUGGUCUGUGCCACUUUCUACAUGAGCAAUGUGCCCCAGACAGUGAAAACCAUUUCAGAAUGUAUCACCAAAAUCAACCUCCUGCAGCAGAAACGGUGUUCAGUACAGAUACCUAUGUUGACCGUCUUCACUCUCCAAAGUCAGCUGAGAGGGACCGUAGAGGUUGUGAUGAGCAGUAUAUAGUCAAUGGUCUGAAUGUUCCCCGACCUGCAGAUUGGAAAGGGUUUCUCUCAAAUGAUGACAACAAGAAGUCACUCAUACAUUUGCUUCUUGAGCACUGGAGCUCCACAGAAAUGUUGGAAGUGAUACAGCAAAGGUCCAUUAUCUUUAUUGAGGCUGGUCAAGCUUAUAGGAUUAAAGUUGAAGAUGGAGUGGUUUCAAAGGCACUUCUUCCUGACCUCUGUUCAAAACAUGAAGAAACUGAUGUGAGGGUGAUCAUCUACAUUAAUCACAUACAAAACACAUUGCCUCACAUCAGAACUGUCAGAGUCAGACCCAAAGACUCAGACAUUUUCUUCAUUCUCCUCUACUAUGCCAAGACCUUCACAGUAGACGUGAUAUUUGACAUGGGAGAUAAGCUCAUAAACAUCAACCAUCUGGCUGAAGACUAUUCCCAAGAGCAUAUCUCGGCCCUGCUGGCCCUGCAUGCCUUCACUGGUGCUGACUGCACCUCAACAUUCAAAGGCAAAGGAAAGGUGCGACCUAUGAAGCUUUUGAACAAGCAGUCAAAGUUCAUAGAGAUCUUUGCCGCAGUGGGGAACUCUUGGGAACUUGAUGGGUUUGUACUAUCUGGUAUUGAGGAGUUCACCUGCCACCUCUACAGCUUUGGUCCUCGAGUGAAGCGUGUCGAUGAGGCAAGAGAGAUCAGGGUGCAGAAAAUGUGUGGCCUUGAGCUUCGCCCAGGUCUCUCCAUUGACCUUUCCACCUUUCCACCGUGCAAGAGGGUUCUCAUUCAGCACAUCAAGAGAGUGAAUUUUCAGGUAUGCAUCUGGAAGAGGGCUCACGAGAACAACCCAGCAAUCCCAUCACCUCUUGACAAUGGAUUUCAUCUCAACAUGGAAAAUGGAAAACUAGAGCCUCUGUGGUUUGAAGGUGAUGUCAUCCCAAAAGCCCUCAUUGAUGUCUUGGUUGAGGAGGGGACAGAUGAGGAUGACCCGGAAGAAAUCCAUACAUACAUAAAUGAUGAUGAGGAAGACGAAUAUGAUGAUUAA
Molecule: messenger RNA, 1485 nt
Organism: Xyrichtys novacula (pearly razorfish)
Lineage: Eukaryota; Metazoa; Chordata; Actinopteri; Labriformes; Labridae
Source: the annotation of a GenBank genome assembly